Molecule: messenger RNA, 3813 nt
Organism: Verruconis gallopava
Lineage: Eukaryota; Fungi; Ascomycota; Dothideomycetes; Venturiales; Sympoventuriaceae
Exons: 3
Coding region: 125-3634 (1169 amino acids)
Molecular function (GO): protein binding
Source: RefSeq, a predicted model, not a curated record
CAGGAACGGGUUCUACAUUACGGAGUUAGCGCGUGUCAAAUAUGUGACUUUGUGCAGCAAUCAGCUUCGUUCUGACUUCCAUCAAUGGGUUUACGUACGUGAUACAGAGCCUUUUUAUACAACUAUGCCUUCGGGCCUUACAUGUCUACACGAUGCAGGUUAUGACACCGUCACGAGCAGCGAACUUAACGGCUACUCGAGACGUAUUGACAUUGUCGCAGUGCAUGGCAUUGCGGACGAUUCGGACAGUGCAUGGACAAACAAGGAUACGAAAGUAAAUUGGCUUCGUGAUCUUGUUCCUAUAGACAUUCCAUACGCACGAGUUCUGACUUACGGCUAUGAUGCUUCUGUUUCCAUGUUCUUCGGCAGCAAUGCUGCUUUAGAAUUACAACGAAGCGCAGAGACUUUUUUGCAAGAGCUUCAGACCUUUCGGCGCGAUAAGCGUUCAAAAGGACGGCCUAUCCUCUUUAUUUGCCAUGGCUUGGGAGGAUUGCUGGUCAAACGAGCGUUAAUUGAGUCGUCCACGAAAACAACGCUUCGCACAGAGCACCUUCUUGAUGCCUCCAUUUCAACUUAUGCCAUCAUGUUUUUCGGGACUCCGCAUGGCCCGACAUCAGUGAAAAAUUGGUUACUAUACGAGAAGCGACGUCUGUCUCGAAACAAGCAGAGUACCUCCAAAGUAAAGGCUGAGCACGACGAUGGCUUUACCGCAACUCGGUUACCAGAGAUUCUCACCAGCGACUUUAAAUCUCACGCACCAAAAUACUGCAUCUUCUGUUCUUGGGAGCAGGAACCAACGUCACUUGGGCAUGAAAGUGCAAAGCUUGUCGAAACUGAGUCGGCAAUACUAAAUAUGGACAGUGUUGAUACACUUGGAAUAAGUGCUGAUCACUCAGGAAUGGUAAAAUUUGCGUCCUCUAAAGCGCAGGGAUAUAGUGUCGUCAUCGCAAAUCUACUGCGUUAUAGCGAACACGCUCCGGCUUAUGUUGAGAACAGGUGGAAAGAGUUAGGCGAAGCCACAAACAAGUCUCGCUCGGCUGCAAUAUCUCGAGAUCUUGGCGUUGAACAAGAUUUUGCUCCAGCAGCUGCGCCUUUAUCAGGAUUGGGAUCUACAGAUCUCUUCUAUCCACCUAACUGUACCAGUGGACAAUUUUUGGGUAGGCAUGAUGCCCUACAAAGAAUAUACGACGCAUUUUUCCCAUUUGGAAAGCCAAAUACUCGCCCUGGUCUUAAAUCUUUCGUCGUGUAUGGUAUGGGUGGAUCGGGGAAAACUGAACUAUGUGCGAGAUUCGCUGAGGCAUAUCGUAAUGAGUACUGCGCUGUGUUCACAAUUAAUGCUGGAAGUCCUAGUACCAUUACAGAAUCCAUUUGCAAAAUUGCAGAAAUUGGCGGCCUGGAAAGGACUAGAAGCGCUGGCAUGCAUCUAUUGUCUCAAAUUAAAACAAACUGGCUCUUGAUUAUUGAUAACGCCGAUGAAGCUACAAUUGAUCUACCUGAGUUAUUUCCACGCGGAAACGUGGCUCACAUUCUCAUUACUACGCGCAGCGAAGAUGCCAGGGAAUAUGGAAAACUCGGUCAUAUUGAAAUAGGAGGCCUUCCUGAACGGGAUGCUCUGCACUUAUUACUACGUAGGGCAAGUAUCAAGGAGCCUUGGACGUCCAAAGUUCUCGCUGCUGGUCGCGCAAUCGCGAAAGUACUAGGGUAUCUCGCUAUUGCAUUAACUCAAGCGGGUAAUUACAUCGCUACGGUUUGCAAAGAUCGUGAGACUGCCGGGUUAGCCGAGUACCUAGAAGUCUUUGCGACUGCGAGAAUAAAGAUACAGUCGCGAAUUCCUUUAGAUCAGAAGCGGGACGUUGGCUUGCAGAAAACUUAUGCGACUUUUGAGCUCUCGCGGAAGCAUUUUGAGAACAAAAACAGCAUUGCUAAACAAGACGCGGUGGAGAUGUUGAAUAUGGCUGCCUUCUUUCAUUUCCAGAGGAUCCCCGUGGCGAUUUUCGUCCGAGCGAUCAAGAACAGACGUAAAGUGGAAACUGGCCAUGAACAGACAUUAUUCCAAAGACUGCAAGCUUCCAUAUCAAAGCGGCUAAAGCCAAGGGAAGAAUUGCCCAAUUUCGUCUUGAGGCAAGAAGUCGACAAGUAUGACGUGUGGCAUGCUGUGACCGAGCUCCGAACGUCGUGCUUGGUGAACUACGAUGGGGUGGAUGACUGCUUCUCACUUCAUCCAUUAGUACACACCUGGGUCAGAGACUCCUUAUCGGCAUCCGAGAGGAAGAUUUGGUCACUGAGAACUUUCAACGUCCUCAUGGAGGCAAUCCAGUUGACGCCAAAUCUAACUGAUGACGACCGCAAGUUUCACAACAGCAUCAUGCCACACCUUGACGCUCUUCUUAGGGAUUCUGAGAGCACGCACCUCUUGAUCCGGCAAGAGAUGGGAUUCCUUCGAUCCCAGAUUGCUGCGAUCAUGCCGCAACUGCAGCUUUGGCUUCUUGGAAGCAAGGUGAUAGGCGCUGCGAAAUGUGGCUUUGUGCUAGCUGACCGUGGCUAUUUCGAGAACGCAGUCGUGCAUCUACAAGCCGUCACCAACACACUGUUCCAUGGAUUGGGCAUUCAUAAUGACAAAACUAUGCUGGCGGCACUCCUUCUUGCAGGUGUCUGUUGGGGACUAGGGAGGCUGGAAACGGCGAUUGGACUCCAACACUCUGUUGUAACAGCGAGAGAACAUGUCUACGGCCCUUCACAUGAACUGACUUUGCAGGCCAUGGACAAUCUGGGUUACUCGUACUGGCUUCAUGGGUUUCACUUUGAAGCCUUGGAUCUGCACCAACAGGCCACGAGGCUUAUGCAGGAGACUCUUGGGCCUUGUCACGAAUUCACACUUACCGCUUUAGACCAUCUCGGCACUUCAUUGGGAUCGCUCUACCGCUUCGAAGAGAGGUUGAAAAUUCAUCAACAGGUGCUAAGGGAAAGAGAAGCUUCGUUGGAGCCUAUGCAUCCAGACACGCUCGUAACAAUGGAUCACAUUGCCGUCACUCUGUUAGAUCUCGGUCGCCCACAAGAGGCGAAGCCAAUUAUUACUACCGUGUACAAAGAACGCCAGAAGAAGCUAGGAAAAGAACACCCAUGGACUCUGUGGUCCCUCGCAAACUUGGCCAAAGUUCACAUUGCUUUGGACGAGCCUGAGACGGCCGAGAAGAUGCUAACGUGGGGCAUCGCUGCAGCCGAGCGCAGCCUGAGUAAGGAUCAUUUAGGCGUCCUGAUGGGACGCGGACAACUGGCGCGUGCAUAUGCGAGACUAGGCAAAUUGGACGAGGCCGAGGCCCUUACCUUGGACACCAUCCCGUUGAUGGAGUCCUCCCGGGGACGAGCGCACCCGGACUGCGUUUUUUGCAUCUACAAACUUGGUCAACUAUACGAGCUAAAGGGCGAGCUUGACCGAGCCGUCUCUGCGUACGAGGAGGCGGUGCAAAGGGCAAAUGAAAGAAUCACGAUGAAGCAUCCGCUCGCGCAAGAGGUGGACAACGCCUUGAGCGCAGCGCGGAGCAGGACGGGGAACGACAAGAACAAGCACGCGAAAGAGACGUCGAUGAGUCGACACGGGCGAAGUCCUUCGCUGCGGUCGAGUUCAACAUGGUAAACGCUUUCAAGUCUCAUUUUUUUUUUAAAAAAAAAACCGAGGCGAAGCAGAGGGCAAAGGCAGAUUGAAGAUGGAUAAAUAUCGCAUUAUGGAGCCACGAGCGACGUGUAAUGAUAUCGUCUUGGGCUGGAAUCGGCUCGUUGUAUCACUAAACCGAAGAUACCCUUGAUUUUUUUUUU